This is a messenger RNA of Arabis nemorensis, 1593 nucleotides long. NCBI's taxonomy places the organism in Eukaryota, Viridiplantae, Streptophyta, Magnoliopsida, Brassicales, Brassicaceae. The record is from the annotation of a GenBank genome assembly.
AUGAUGACGUCAAGCUUUGUUCUCAUGACGUUUGCGAUAUGUGAACUGAUCAUAGCGGUUGGUCCGAGCGAGCUCCUCCGCAUCGGAGCCAUAGAUGUCGACGGUCACUUCAGCUUCCACCCUGCCGACUUAGCCUCGGUCUCGUCGGACUUCGGUAUGUUGAAGUCGCCGGAGAAACCAUUGGCCGUGUUCCAACCAUCCUCAACCGAAGACGUGGCACGUCUCGUAAGAACAGCUUACGGUUCAGCCACGGCGUUUCCGGUCUCAGCCAGAGGCCACGGCCAUUCCAUAAACGGACAAGCCGCGGUCGGGAGGAACGGAGUGGUGGUUGAGAUGAACCACCGUGAAUCCGGAACGCCGGAGCCACUUGUCCGACCAGAGGAAAUGUAUGUAGACGUUUGGGGUGGAGAGUUAUGGGUCGAUGUGUUGACGAAAACAUUGGAACAUGGCUUAGCACCAAAGUCAUGGACUGAUUACUUGUAUCUAUCCGUUGGUGGUACACUCUCCAAUGCAGGAAUUAGUGGUCAAGCUUUUCACCAUGGUCCUCAGAUUAGUAACGUCCUUGAGCUAGACGUUGUUACUGGGAAAGGAGAAGUAAUGAGAUGCUCAGAAGAAGAGAACACAAGGUUGUUCCAUGGAGUUCUUGGUGGGUUAGGUCAAUUUGGGAUCAUUACACGAGCAAGAAUCUCUCUCGAACCUGCUCCCCAAAGGGUGAGAUGGAUAAGAGUGUUAUAUUCGAGCUUUAAGGUGUUUACGGAAGACCAAGAGUACUUAAUAUCAAUGCAUGGUCAAUUAAAAUUUGAUUACGUGGAAGGUUUUGUGAUUGUUGACGAAGGUCUAGUCAACAAUUGGAGAUCUUCUUUCUUCUCUCCUCGUAACCCCGUUAAGAUUUCCUCCGUUAGUUCUAACGGCUCCGUUUUGUAUUGCCUUGAGAUUACCAAGAACUACCACGACUCCGACUCCGAAACCGUCGAUCAGGAAAUAGAGGUUUUGAUGAAGAAAUUGAAUUUCAUACCGACAUCGGUAUUCACGACUGAUUUGCAAUAUGUGGAUUUUCUAGACCGGGUUCACAAGGCUGAAUUGAAACUCCGGUCCAAGAAUUUAUGGGAGGUUCCACACCCAUGGCUCAAUCUCUUCGUACCAAAAUCAAGAAUCUCUGAUUUCGACAAAGGAGUUUUCAAGGGCAUUUUGGGAAAUAAAACAAGUGGCCCAAUCCUAAUCUACCCAAUGAACAAAGACAAAUGGGACGAGAGGAGCUCAGCCGUGACGCCGGACGAGGAAGUUUUCUAUCUGGUGGCUUUACUGAGAUCAGCUUUAACGGACGGCGAGGAGACUCAGAAGCUAGAGUAUCUAAAAGAUCAGAACCGUAAGAUCUUGGAGUUCUGUGAACAAGCCAAGAUCAAUGUGAAGCAGUAUCUUCCUCACCACGAAACACAGGAAGAGUGGGUUGAUCAUUUUGGGGACAAGUGGGAUCGGUUUAGAAGCAUGAAGGCUGAGUUCGAUCCGCGACACAUACUCGCUACUGGUCAGAGAAUCUUUCGAAACCCGUCUUUGUUUCCGCCAUCGUCUUCUUCGUCAUCAGCUUCAUGGUGA